Molecule: messenger RNA, 1026 nt
Organism: Oncorhynchus kisutch (coho salmon)
Lineage: Eukaryota; Metazoa; Chordata; Actinopteri; Salmoniformes; Salmonidae
Product: ADP-ribosylation factor-like protein 11
Exons: 2
Coding region: 28-561 (177 amino acids)
Molecular function (GO): GTP binding; GTPase activity
Source: RefSeq, a predicted model, not a curated record
UGCUUUGCCUAGCCAAGUGCGUCUGUCAUGGGGCUGCUUCUAUCCAAGAGGGACAACAAGAGGACUCCCACGGUUGUUCUGAUGGGCCUGGGCUCAUCUGGAAAGUCCACCCUGCUCUUCAGGCUCAAGACAGGGUUGGUGAUGGAUACUUCCCCCACCGUGGGCUUCAACGUGGUGACCCUGGAUCUGAACAAGAAAACGGCCUUGACCGUGUGGGAUGUGGGCGGACAGGGGGAGAUGAGGGUCAACUGGAGGUACUACCUGGAGGGCUGUAAGGCUAUGGUGUUCGUGGUGGACAGUAGUGACCGGGCCAGUAUAGGGGACGCUCAGAAGGCUCUGAAGAAUGUUCUGUCUGACGUCAACAUGAAGGGAAUACCUCUGAUGGUGCUGGCUAAUAAGAAGGACCUCCCCAACACCAUGAACAUCAGAGAGGUGUCCAACCAGCUGGAGCUGCCCAGCUACAAAGACCGAGCCUGGCAGAUCCAGGCAUGCAGCGGCCUGAAGGGAAUGGGGCUCCAGCAAGCCUUCCUCUCUGUGGCCAAACUCAUCAAGAAGAGCUGAGAGGAGACACGUCAGUGGAGAUAUCACUGUGAGAGACACUUGACAAGUCGGAGAUACUGACCAUAUAGUGCACUACCUUAAACUAGAACAAUGUUAAAGUACCUCAGAAGUAGUGCACUAUAAAGGGAAUAGGGUGCCAUUUGAAAUGCAGAUUAUAACCGAACAAUGAUUGUGGAAGAGCCAGGAUUCUCAAUCCAAUUAUGAACUAAGCGCAGGAUCCAUUAGGGCAUUUUGAUUGUGCAAUCAAAAUGGUUGAGAUUUAACACUUAACAUCACAGCAGUUAAAUGUGCCUGCUAAGGGAGACUGGAGAGUAUUGUUACACUUUGGAGAUGUGGGGAAAGAUAGCUAGGGAAACUAAUAUUUUUGUUUGCAGAUUCAUCACUAUUUAUAUUAAUGAUAAACUAAUAAAACAUGCUAAACCUAAUGUCUGUCUGCUAAAUGGCAUGAUAAUGUUUGUGUAGCCA